This is a messenger RNA of Gopherus evgoodei (Goodes thornscrub tortoise), 3127 nucleotides long. RefSeq names its product flocculation protein FLO11-like. The record is from RefSeq and is a predicted model, not a curated record. The transcript is spliced from 10 exons. NCBI's taxonomy places the organism in Eukaryota, Metazoa, Chordata, Testudines, Testudinidae. Bases 62 to 3127 code for a protein of 1021 amino acids.
UUCUCUUCCAGUGACAGAGACAUCCACACCCAAUGCCAUAACAUCUUCAGUGCACACCCCAAUGGAAACAAGCAACAGUGAGACAACCUCAGCCUCAUCCUCUCCCUUGCCAACGCUGACCAGCUCUUCCACCCACAGCUCCUUCCUGACUUCUGUCUCUCACACAUCCCUUUCCGAACCCACCACCAAUGAAACGACUCUGGCAACAACACUUUCUGCUCCAGCUUCAACAGAACUCACCAACAGUGAGUUGUCUUUGUCAACAACACCCUCCGUGCUCACUGGGUCCGAAACAUCCACUAGCGAGACAGCGGCAACAAGAGCUACUCACUCUGCAGUUGUAUCAACAUCUUCCAGGGAGAUAACAACAAGUGUCUCUCUCUCAACACUCCCUGAAACUUUCCCCAGUGAGACAACUGUAAGGACAACCCCUUCCAGCCCAACCUCCACAGCUGAGAGCAGCACCCUCUCCGAGUCUGUCUCCACGCCCAGCGCUUCCAGCCCAGGCACUGUGACCGAGGGCAGCACCAUGUCUGAGCCCGUCUCCAUGCCCAGCGCUUCGAGCCUGACCUCCACAGCCGAGUCCCACACUGUAUCCGAGUCUGUUCCCUCCUCCAGUGCGUCAAGCCUGACCUCUGCGGCUGAGACCCACACCAUCUCCGAGUCUGUUCCCCCGUCCAGUGCUUCAAGCCCGACAACCGCAGCCGAGGCCAUCAGUGUCUCUGAGCCCGUCUCCACACCCAGCGGUUACAGCCCGAGCUCUGCGACUGAGGCCAGAACGAUGUACGAGCCCGUUUCCACGCACAGCCCUGCCAGCUCGACCUCCACCGUCGAGGCCAUCACCAUCACACAGCCAGCGGUCUCUGAAUUCCCCACCAGUGAGAAAACCGUGACAUUGGUUCCUCCCCAUCCAACUGGGACUGAAUUCACAAGUACGGAGACUGCCAUGGCAAGCUCUCCUUCUCUUCCAGUGACAGAGACAUCCACACGCAAUGCCAUAACACCCUUUUCAGUGCACACCACAGUGGAAACAAGCAACAGUGAGACAACCUCAGCCACAUCCUCUCCACCGCUGACCAGCUCUUCCACCCACAGCUCCUUCCUGACUUCUGUCUCUCACACAUCCCUGUCUGAAACCACGUCCAGUGAAAUGACUCUGGCAACAAGGGUUUCUCCGCCCGGUAGCAGCAGUCCUGCCGCAAACACCACUGGUGGAAGAACCACGAGGGCCGGUUCCACCAUGCCAGCCCCUGUGCAGUGCCAGAACAACGGGACGCUACAGGGGUCCCAGUGCUUCUGUCUCCCAGCCUUUACGGGCCAGAGCUGUGAUGUGCUAAGAAACAACAUCACCAUAGAUGAUGUUGUGGCAGUGAUCAGCAUCAGCUUGGAGGUGGUGAAUGCGGUCUUCAACCUGAGCCUGGAGAACCAGAGCUCCCCUGACUUCAAAGCUUUCGAGACCCGUUUUAAGAAUCAGACUGAGAAGAUCUACAGUGAGAUCCCCCAGUACCAGGGGUUGAAGAUAAUUUCACUGAGAAACGGCAGCAUCAUUGUGGAUCACGAGAUCUUUUUGGCCGUGCCAUAUUCCAGCUACAACAGCACGUACACGGAAGCCGUCAGCAACCUCAGAGACCGCCUGGUCCACCGCAACUGCACCUCCAAUGACACAGACAAAUUGUGCUUUGAAGCUGGAGCCACCCAGGUCAACUCGGUCAAUCUGAACAUAGCAGCGGUCUGCCAGAACGACUCCGUCAUCCCCGCGGCGUACCAGAAAUAUUACUUCCCGCUCAACGUGAGCAACACGCUGAUGUGCGUCUCCAACUGCAGCAGCCAGAGCCCCUACGGCCCCUUCUGCGAGGCAGGGGAGCAGUGCUACCUCGGGGCUCAGGGACCCCAGUGCCGUGAGCCGACCACGACAGUAGCAGGGACUCCGUCAACGCCAACGUCAGCUGAGUUCACAGCAAGUGAGACAGCGCUCAGCACCGCGAUUCAGUCCAGCGCAGAAACACCGAGCUCAGCCACCGCUGCGGUCCCAAACAUGUCUGCGUCCCCCACAGAGAGAAGCACACACGCCAGUUCUUCAGAGACAUCCACAGGAGAAAGUCUGACGACUGCUUCCCAGAAAACUGUGACCUCAUCGUCCAGUGAAAGCCCCACAAGGACGACUGUCACACAGCCAGCUGUCUCUGAAUUCACCACCAACGAGACAACCGUGACAUUGGUUCCUCCUCAUCCAACUGGUACUGAAUUCACAAGUACCGAGAUUACCAUGGCAAGCUCUUCUUCUCUUCCAAUGACAGCGACAUCCACACCCAAUGCCAUAACACCCUUUUCAGUGCACACCACAAUGGAAACAAGCAACAGUGAGACAACCUCAGCCACAUCCUCUCCACUGCCAACGCUGACCAGCUCUUCCACCCACAGCUCCUUCCUGACUUCUGUCUCUCACACAACCCUUUCUGAAACCACCACCAAUGAAACGACUCUGGCAACAACAGUUUCUGCUCCAGUUUCAACAGAAUUUACCAACCGUGAAACAACAUUGUCAACAACACCCCCUGUGUCCGCUCCAUCUGAAACAUCCACUAGCGAGACAGUGGGCACAAGAGCUACUCACUCUGCAGUUGUAUCAACAUCUUCCAGGGAGAUAACGACAAGUGUCUCUCUCUCAACGCUACCUGAAACUUUCCCCAGUGAGACAACCGUAACAACAACUUCUCUUCCCCCUACUUUUAGUGAAUAUACAAGCAGUGAGACUCCCACGGCAACCUCUCUUCCAGUCCUGAGCACAGCCGAAAUUUCCACAAGGGAGGAAAGUCUGACGGCUGCUUCCCAGCCUCCUCUGACAGCAUCGUCCAGUGAAAGUCCCAUAAGGACGACUGUCACACAGCCAGUGGUCUCUGAAAUCACCACCAAUGAGACAACAGUGACAUUGGUUCCUCCUCAUCCAACUGGGACUGAAUUCACACGUACGGAGACUGCCAUGGCAAGCUCUCCUUCUCUUCCAAUGACAGAGACAUCCACACCCAAUGCCAUAACACCCUUUUCAGUGCACACCACAAAGGAAACAAGCAACAGAGGAAAGUCUGACGACUGCUUCCCAGUCUCCUCUGACAGCAUCGUCCAGUGA